AUGGCUGAAAUGAACACUGAAGUUUCAGAGCCUAAAGACUGUAUCCAUCUACAGCCCUGGAGAGCCUUUAAAGCACAAAACAAGUUGCAACCAAGAUAUGACUGGCAUAAAUCAAAAGUACCUGCUGAGCUACAAAUCGUCCCGGACGAGAUCGUACUCCCAGUUAAACUCAAGGAAAUUCUCACCUGGUCUUUGAUACAGCCUCUACCAUCAUCACCCACCAGGCCCCAACAAAAGGCUGAUGACGAAGUCAAAGAUCUGAUUAUCACUCAGCACGGCGCGGAACAUGCUGAGGCUGCCAGUGAACGCUUGCCAACGGAGUCAACCAUUAGCGACAAUAAAUAUGAUUUAAAUUCGCUCGGCCCCUUGGCGGCCGUGGGAAAGCCAUCUGGACCCCAUAAACGACGACUACACGCGCAUCACAACAGUAUAGGACAAGGGUUGUUUACAUCAACAUUAGACUUGAUCAUCACCUUCAACCCGACGGCUGAAAAGGAUGACAGAACACAAACCUCGACGAAGAAGGCACCCCAGGUCGAAUGUGUCAGUUGCUUUGAAGAAUUUCCUCUCAGUGAGACACCGGUUCUUCCUUGUAGUCACUCAUACUGUCGGAAGUGCUUGAAGGAAGUGGUGCUGACAGCCCUUCGAAACGAGUCCAGCUUCCCACCAAAAUGCUGUCUCACAGAGAUACCGCUGCAGACUGUCUUGCUAUCGCUUGAUAGGAAACAAAGAGAGACCUACAAAGACAAGGCUGCGGAGUACGCCGUGCCAGUUGAGGAGAGAUGGUAUUGUCCCAACAGCAAGUGCUUGAAGUGGAUACCUCCGAGAAAAGCUUCACGUUUCAUGAGUUCCGCCGUGAGAUGCGGCCAUUGCUCCACGAGAAUCUGUGUCACGUGUCGUGGUCUAUCACAUCGGCGAUCGCAAGAAUGUCCACAGGACUAUGGUCUUGAAGCCACCUUGUCUCUUGCUGAGGCGGAGGGCUGGCGACGUUGUUUCAAAUGUCGUGCUAUGGUCGAGGUAUUCACCACGAACCCUAAUCCACUUUAUCCUGGGCUAAUGUUUUUGCAGCGUACUGAAGGCUGUCGACACAUGGCGUGUCGAUGUGGUUCUCAAUUCUGCUAUUAUUGUGGCAAGAAAUGGAAGACGUGUAAAUGCACGGAUAUGGAAGGAAUGCAGCACAUUGCACAACGAAGACAUCAGACCGAAAUGGAAGAAGCGAUCGCAACCAUGGAAGCUGAGGAAAUUGCUCGUGCCAUCGCAGAGGUCGAGGCCCUGGAGCAGCGUGAGGAAGAGGAGCGACUAAGAGAAGCAGAGACGCUUCGACGAGAACGAUUUAAGGAGGAAGAAAGGCUCAAGGCUGAGAAAUUGAAAGAAGAAGAAGAACUGCGACGAUUGGAACAGGAGAGACUGGAAGAAGAGGAGCGGAAGAGACUCGAGAAAGAAAAAGAGGAGAUAGAAUGCCGUCGUGUCCUUCGAAUCUCGGUUGACGAGCAGAUAGAAUUAUUACGGACAGCAUUUGCAGAACUCCGGCAGUCGCAGCAACACACACUCGAUAGCAGACACCUUCUCGCGGAGCAAACCCACGCAGAAGCCUGUGAAGUGGAAACCACAAGACAGAAGCAGAGGAGCAAGGAUCUUGUCACCAAAAUGGAGGCGAACAUUGAGAGACGAACCGCCAGCAUUGGAGAAAAACGCCAGUCAAUAUUAACGGCAUUCGAGAAAGAGUCGGAGCAAACAGAAGACGACAUGUUUCUUCAGAUCCAGCUUCAUCUCCAGGGCAAGCCGAACAAGGACGCCCGAGAGCAACGACUACGCGAUGAACUUGUGAAGCAGCGAGACCAAAAACUUGAGGCAAUCGACAAGCGGUUCGUGUCCGAGAUUGCGGCAUUGAACCAAAAUGCCACGAUGGAGAUUGGGAUACUUGAGCGGACUGCCGAAAGCAGACUUGCAGAGAUCAAAGCCAGAUACGAACAUGAGUUUCGAGAUAUGCUGGCCAAUGUGACCACUGACCGCGCCUGGUACGACUAUCUUCUGGAGCGACGUCAGAACAUGCUCUUGGAGAAUAGCCGAUUGAUGUUGGAGGCCAUUGACAACCAUCAGGAAGUCGUUGGUUUGACUGAGGAUAUUGCAAUGACCAUCGGGCCUUUCGCUGUUUCAGAGCCAUCGCCAGCAUCCAGUGUCACGGAGUCGCCUUCUCGGUCCUUCGUGGAGCUAGCUGAGCAAUCACAGACCCUACUGCAGAGUUUGGCUCCUGGUGAGGUUAUCAGUGCAGGCAACCGUGGAAAGAGGGCCAAUCAAACCGAGAAGAACCAGGCUUGGGAAUUUAUGACAUUGGGAAGCGCUCUAGCAAGUACGGGGCCCGUUCAGAGAUGGACAGCAGGCGGCAGCCAUCCGCAAUUGGGCCUCGAUUGCCCAUCGUUUCCCGUCACAAAAGCCCCAGCAUAUCAAGGAGACUUCACAAUGUCGGGAGCACUGAGUCCACUCGAUGAGCAGGCUUCAACAUCUCCUAUCCAUCACUCCCGACGCUUCAACGCCACUCCACCCGUGCCACCGAUUCCCAAGAUAUACUUGUCAGGUGAGGCGCAGCAAGCCGCCGAUGCAACCAGCUCAGUUCCAUUGUUUCAAAAAUCAAUGCCGGGGGAAGGAGUAUUGUCUGCGCAGUCCGGAUUUUCUCCAAGCGAGCACGAUGACCAUAAAUUCAUCGUCAUUCCCAGCCUGCACUCACGGCAGUCAUCUUCGGACAGUUCCGGCGCAAUCACGAACAGCAGCUCCACGUCCAUGACUAGCUUCGAUAGCAGCUCAGCGGCAUCGGUACAACAGCGCCAUAGCGCUGGAGCGGCCAAGCAGACUGCGAGACGAAUGUGGUCGUUCAGAAAUCUAACAGGUAAAGGGGCAGAUAAGUACACGGAGGAAGAAAUCAGAGAACGGAUGAAGCGCACCGUGGGCGAUGCUUUUGGUAUUUAG
This is a messenger RNA of Exophiala bonariae, 2964 nucleotides long. RefSeq lists its product as uncharacterized. Gene Ontology annotation, biological process: positive regulation of proteasomal ubiquitin-dependent protein catabolic process; protein polyubiquitination; ubiquitin-dependent protein catabolic process. The coding region runs from base 1 to 2964 and encodes 987 amino acids. Gene Ontology annotation, cellular component: ubiquitin ligase complex; cytoplasm. Gene Ontology annotation, molecular function: ubiquitin conjugating enzyme binding; zinc ion binding; ubiquitin protein ligase activity. NCBI's taxonomy places the organism in Eukaryota, Fungi, Ascomycota, Eurotiomycetes, Chaetothyriales, Herpotrichiellaceae. The transcript has a single exon. The record is from RefSeq and is a predicted model, not a curated record.